This is a messenger RNA of Thyridium curvatum, 1578 nucleotides long. RefSeq lists its product as uncharacterized. The transcript has 2 exons. The record is from RefSeq and is a predicted model, not a curated record. Bases 1 to 1578 code for a protein of 525 amino acids. Lineage: Eukaryota; Fungi; Ascomycota; Sordariomycetes; Thyridiales; Thyridiaceae.
AUGCCGUCGCUUACCACCGUAGCAAUCUGGGCUGGCACCUUUGGCCUUGCCUCGGGGGAUUGGCAAUUCCGCUCGCGGCCCGAUCUGGCUCCACCACGACUGAACAUCACCAUCCCGGCUACGGAUGAAGUGGCUCCCGGUUACAUCUUCGUUGCUCCCUACUCUGGGAUUCAAGGGCCUGGUGCUAGGCCGGAGCAGCCUGCCGGCUACAUCUUCACCAACACCGGCGAUCUGGUGUGGUCAAGCCUGGGUCAUCUGGCCGGAUGGGUUAAUAAUCUACGGCCAGUCACAUACGAGGGGAGACCUGGCCUGCAGGCGUUUCACGGGAGUGUCGACCCAAUUCAUGGGCACGGCUAUGGCAUACCCGUGAUCCUCGACCAGAGCUACAGGCAGAUCGCUGCUGUCCAGAGCCGUUCGGAGAAGCUGCUCUCCAUUCAUGAAUUCAGGAUUGUCGGCCAGAAGACUGCGUUGGUUGAGGUGUAUCAGCCAACACCGAUGGACUUGACGCCGUACGGUGGGAGCCGUGGCGAGAUGUGGAUAGCUGAUGAGAUUUUCCAAGAGAUCGACAUUGCCACUGGGGAAGUCAUCUUUGAGGGGCACAGUCUCGACUUUGCGAGCCCAGCAGAGAGCGUAAUAUCUCUCCGUUCAGGUGUGGCCUCCACCGGCCAGAACUCGAGCGAUGCCUGGGACUACUUUCACCUCAACAGCAUUGACAAGGAUGACGAAGGGAACUACCUAGUGUCAGGCUGUCAUACAAGCACAAUCUACAAGAUCGAUGGCCAGAGCGGCGACGUGAUAUGGCGGCUUGGCGGCCGCAUGUCCAACUUCUCUCUCACCGGGGGCUGGACCUUUGGCUUCCAACACGAUGCUCGCUUUCUGGGACGAUCUACGGAUGAAACACUUGAGACAAUCUCGUUCUUUGACAAUUCCGCACGGUCUAAUGCGUCCAAGCCCGACGGGAUCGAGCAUCUGAAUCCGUCCUCCAGCGGCCGUAUUGUGCUUCUCAAUCACGAGGACGGGACCGCCAAGGUUGUACAGACUUUCAUCCCACCUGAUAACCUCUCAGUGUCGUCCCAGGGAAAUACACAGGCCCUUGACAAUGGCAACGUCUUCAUCAGCUGGGGUCAGAGAGGCGCCGUCACCGAGUUCAAGGCCGAUGGCACUCCGAUCUUCCAUGCGAACUUGGAUUCAGGGUUGGCCGCGGUCAGUGUGUGGAACUACCGCGGAUUUAGACACGAAUGGACAGGAGAGCCCUUUCAGAAACCGUCUAUUGUCGCCUUGCGCGGACGAUCUAAUACGACGGUCUACGUCAGCUGGAAUGGCGACACCAAGACGAAGAUGUGGCGCUUCUUUGCAUGCUUCGGCAGUCGGUCCAAAAAUAAGUCAACAUCUGUUAAGCUUGCGGGAGAAAGCACCAGGUCCUCGUUUGAGACCAGCUUCACCCUGCCGGACUGGUUGGACAAGUAUCGCGGUCUCGGAAUCGGGUUCUUUGCCGAGGCAGUCGACGCUAACGGCACGGUACUGACCACCACGGACGAGAUCACCGUACAAGUGGAUGUCAAUCAAGAAAUGGAGUAG